AUGCCACCUGGGCGAAUUAAGGUGGUCAGGGCAUCGCGGGACGGUCCCGGUACCAGCCUACCAGACUCUGAUUGGCUGACAAAUCCGUCGUUUUCCGCGAAGCUUCUCCCGGCUGCAGAGGCCGCUCGGCGCGCAGCGGAAGGGCGGAGAGAUGGGGUUGAAGGGGAUGAGGGGAGUGAGGGGGAAGGUGAGGAGGAGGAAGAGGGCGAGGAGGGAGAGGAGGAAGGAGAGCAAGUGGGGGAAGGUGGGGAAGGAGUGGGAGAAGCAGAUGGGAGGAGGAAGAGGAGGGUCAAGGAAAGCGGCGGUAUUCCCGAGGGUGGGAGAGGGACGGGGGAACUGGAUGACAGUGAUUACAGCGAAGGGGACAAGAGGGAUGGGGUUCGGGGUGUGAGUGUAUCUGAAAGGGAGGAUAGUGAGGGUACAAGGAGGAAGAAGAAGAGAAGGGAGGAGAAGGAGAAGGAGCGGAAGGAGAAGGAAAAGGAGAGGAAGGAGAAGCGGGAGAAAAAGUGCAGGCAUGAGAAGAAGCGAAGAAAGAAGAGGAAGGGAGGGAAGGGGAGUUCUUCUAGUGACAGUUCCGGGAGUGACAGUAGCGAAAGUGGUGAUUCUAGCGAGAGUGAGAACGAGGAGGAGAGGAGGGAGAGGAGGAGGAGGCGCAGGAAGAGAAAGGAAGAGGAGAAGAGGAGGAGGAAGGGGAACAGGGAGGCGGAGAAAGUCCAAAGAAUGGUGGCGGGGAGUGAGGGGGGGAGGCACGCAGGAGGGGUGGGCAUGGGCAUGGGGAUGGGAAUGGGGAUGGGUGGGAUGGGCGUGAGAGGAGGGGUGGUAGGAGCUGCCGGUGCAGGAGGGAAAGAGUAUGUGAUUGAUGCUAAGGGCGACCGGGAUAACUACGCCUUUGGCUCGCUUUACAGAGGAAGGGUGAUAGGGGCCGGUGGUGCAGGGGGUAGGGAGUAUGUGAUCUUUGCUAAGGGCGACCGGGACAACUACGCCUUUGGCUCGCUGUACCGGUUGAAUGUCGCGCGCUAUAUCGCCCAUCCCACAGCCGCCACAUCGUCUACCCACGCCGCCUCCCCCUGGGCUCUCGCCUUUGGUGCUGCCGGCUCCGCCUCCCCCAUCCCUGUCCUCCGCGCCCCUGCCUGGUGUGGCCUCAAGCCUUCCCAGCACACAAAGAGCGCGGGAGGAGGGGGGAGCGGGGCUAGUAGGUUGGAAGGUGCGGAUCUAGGGUUUGGGAUGCGGAGUUUGAUGGAGCCUGAGUGGGAUACGGCUAUGGGGUCUGUCACUGCUGCUUUUGCUGCACAGGGGGGAGGGGGGGAUGGGGGGGGAGCGGGGGAGGGGAAGAGGGGAAAGGGGGGGAGGCCUUCUGGGAUUGGAGCUUCGGCGGCCAAUCGGUAUUGGUCGCCCUGGAAUGCCGUUUUCGAACGGAGCAAGGAGGUUCGGAGGCUCACAGCUGCUGCUGCUAGAAAGCAGCAGGGAGAAGGGGGGAGAGGGGGUGGUGAGGAGGGGGUGUUGGGUGUGGGAGGAAAGGAGGAGGAGGGGGAGGAAGAGGGGGAGACGUGGGAUGAGUACGUGUUUCGCCGGACAAGAGAGUUUAACGAGGACACGAGGCGCCACCCGCUGGACGAGCAGCUGUGGCUGCGUUUUGUCUCUUUCCAGGACGAGGCGGCGACAGGCGGCGGCGGCGGGCGGCACCGGGCGGCGGUGCUGCGGCAGGUGGUGGAGAAGAAGGUGGCAGUGUUGGAGCGAGCGCUGCAGCACGUGGCAGACAGCGAGGCAGUGGCUCUCACUUAUCUUCACACAUGCAACGGACGAGAUGACGCCGCCACACUAGACGCCAAGUGGCGAAGCGCCAUUGGCCGCAGCCCUGGCAGUGCGAACCUCUGGAGGGGCUACAUUCGGUGGCAGAAGGGGCAGUUUGCAACAUUCACUGUGGGGAAGAUGAGGGAAAGUUUGAUUGCAGCGAUCCGUGCCCUGGUGGGACGCAGGAACCAGGUGUGGCGCGAGCUCCAACAGAGGCCCAGCGACCCAAUCAAAACACGCCAGCUGGCAGCGUCAGAGGUCGCAGCAGUGGACAUGCUGGUGGACUCGUGCCGCUUCGAGCACCAAUCAGGGCACGCUGAGCUGGCAGUGGCGCUGCUGCAGGCCGAGACGGAGUACGCCGUCCGGCCGCCGCCCCUGCCCUUGUCCUUUUCUGAGGGUAGCAAGCUGCGGCUGUUUCAGGCGUUUUGGGAGGGUGGAGGGGAGAGAGUGGGGGAGGAAGGGGGGAUAGGGUGGUCUGCUUGGUUGGCUAGAGAAGAGGGGUAUGGGAUGGGGGGAGAGGGAGGGGGACAGGGAGGGGGAGGUCAUGGGAAUGGUGAGGGGAAGGAGGGUGAAGAGGAGGAAGAGGAGGAGGAAGAGGAGAAUGAGGAGGAGGAGGAGAAAGGGGGUUGGACUGGAUGGCAUGAGAUUGUGAGGAAGGGAGAGGGCGGGGGAAAGAAGGUUGUGGGGGAGGGAGAGGAGGAGAAGGAGGGGGAGGAGGGUAAGGGAGAGGAGGCAGAGGAGGGAGAGAAGGGAGAGAAACAAGGGGACAAGGAUUCAAAUGGAGAGGAGGAGGAGGAAGAUGAGGAGGAUGAAGAAGAGGAAGAGGAGGAUGAGGAUGAGGAGGAGGAGGAGGAUGAGGGUGUGCUAGAGGCAGAGGUAAUGGAACGAAUUAAAGCGGGGAAGGACGGGACAGGUGCUGGCGCUGGUGGCGGUGCUGCUGACGUGGCAGGCGAGGAUUGGGUGAAGGAUCCGGGUGUGUGGCAGCGGUGGGCAGCUGAGGAGAGGAGGAGGGAGAGUAGGCAAUGGCAACCAAUGCGAGCAGACAAGGGGAAAAGAGAUGACGAGCAAGCAGCAGAAGAGGACGAGGAGGAGGAGCUAGAGAGGGUGGUGGAGUAUGAGGAUAGCGUAACGAAUUCUGUCAGUGGCACCGCUACAGGCGGCACUGCUACAGCCGGCACUGCUACAGCCGGGGAUGGCACAACAGCAGGGAAGAAGAGAGGGGGCACAGCAGCUGCCAUACAAGCCGUGGUGGAGCGAGCGAGGGGCAGAGAGGCUGGUGCCACACACUCUGCUACACAUGCUGCUGCUGCACCUACUGCUACUGCUACUGCUUCUGCUGUAAAUUGUCAGCCAGCAGUGUCAGAACCGCACCUGCUUCUCGGCCAUCCUGAUUGGCCGAUGGCAAAUUCCUGCUUCAACCAAUCACCACCAGCAGCAGCAGGCGAGCAGUCAGCAGCAGCUAAGGCGGUGAGAGCAGCCAAGACAGAGGUGAAGAGGCUGUUAAAGACGAGGCGGCAGGACCUGGGUCUGUGGGCCGCCUAUGCCCGGCUCGAGGCGGAGAGCGGCAACCUGGAUGCUGCCAGGAAGGUUCUCGACACUGCACUCGCUUCCGUUGCUGCUCUUCCCAAGGCCGCAGCUGAAGCCACGCCUCUCCUUGUGCUCGCAUACACCCACAUCGAGCUAUCGCCAACCAAUCACUCCGCCAACCAACACCAGCGUCCCUGGCAGCAGCAAGGGCGGCAGCAGAGCAGAAAGGGGCGUCUGCACUGGUCUAUCAACCAUCACUGGUCUUCCCUCCACACUCUCGCCUCUUUCGCCGCAUCUGCCCCUUUUUCUUCCCCCCCGCCACUCCCUCCGCAACUCGACCCAUCUGGGUUGAAAGAGAGCGGGCGAGUUACCAGCCCCUCCUCCUCUUGGGCAGCUUGUGAAUAUUUUCCUCAAGCUGCCCUAAUACGCGCGCGGGCAGGGUUCCACUUGAAGCUGCAAGAAGCAAAGAAAGUCAUUGUGGCUUCAGCUGCUGCCACCGCCGCCGCCACUGCUUCAGCAGCUAUCCCCACGUCCUCCACCACCCCCCCUUCUGCCCCCCGUGGUGCUGCCUCUACCCUACCUUGGAGCAACGGUGCCAUUGGCAGCACUAGCAGCAGUGGCAGCACAUGCGCCGGGGGACCCACACAGGAGGAGAGAAACAGGGCAACGGCAGCGGUGGCUGUGGUGCUGUGUGCGAGUCUGUUUGAGCUCCUGGCCGCGCCAUCCCUCCCUGAAGGGGUUGCAGCCGCUGCUGCAGUGAUGGAUGGGUGUACUGCUGCUGUGCUGCCGGGCCGCCGUGCCUGCUGUCUCCCACUAGAGAUGCUGUUUGAGAGACAUGCCUCGCUGCUGCUGCACGCCCUGCCAGCCAUCAGGAAUAGCAGGUGCGGAGAGGCGGGUGUGCUUUGCGCAGCCAUCUGCCUUCCUUUCUCCCCCCCCUCCUUUCUUUACCCUCACUCUUCCCCCAAUUUUCUUCCCCCCUCUCCCCUUCCAGCCAUCCCGCCACAGCAGGUGCGGAGAGUGGUGCUGCAGGGUUUGAAGGAGUUCCCCAGCAACACGCACCUCCUGGGAAACUUCCUGCGGCUAGAGUCACGCAGUGCAUUCACCAACAGCAUCCGGCGCUUCUUCGACCAAACCACCGCCAGGUCAGCAAUGCCACUUCAGCAGCCAGUCUCCUGGUUGAGUCGUUAUGUACCCCAAACGUCCAACCCACCACCCACUCGCACCAACUACCCUCUCCCUCCCCUGCAGACUCUCCCACCCCUCACCACUCCUCUGGCUGAUCAGUCUCCUGGGAGCCCGUCCACGUGUGCGCGGCUUACUGGAGCGGGCGCUCGCCAGCUCAGCGCAGGGGAGUGGGCAAUGCGUGCUGAUGUGGCGGCUGUACAUUGGCUAUGA
Closterium sp. NIES-65 is the source of this 4713-nucleotide messenger RNA. The record is from the annotation of a GenBank genome assembly. Lineage: Eukaryota; Viridiplantae; Streptophyta; Zygnematophyceae; Desmidiales; Closteriaceae.